ACUUACCUUGGGAAGGGGACUAUGAAAGAAGUGUUGGAGAUACCUGAGACGAGCAAAGUUCAGCGCUCGCUUUCGUUCAACGGGGAGACCGAGAAGAAGGAUGACGUGGGUGUCGAGGAAAAGGAUGGUGAAGGGACGAAGGAUGACGUGGGUGUCGAGGAAAAGGAUGGUGAAGGGACGAAGGAUGACGUGGGUGUCGAGGAAAAGGAUGGUGAAGGGACGAAGGAUCAAUUGGAAGAGGAUGUUGAUGAUGUAGAGAGUGUCCCUUCACUUAAUCUAUCAGAAGAGAAGGUCGUUGUUCCAACUAAGGUGGUUGUUUCUGAUGAUUCGUUUGAGGUUAUGAACUUUUGGGGAGAAGAUCUCUCCGCUAUUGUAAAAGAGGAAGUUGAGCAGACAGUGAAGGAUGAUUUUGAUGAUGCUGCGUUCGAAAGAUUCAAAGAAUCUGGAGGGAAGGUGAUUGGUCCGUUCACUGUGAAGAAGGGUUACUCAAAUCAACAGUACGAGUUGUUCCGUUACAUUUUCUCUAGCGCCAAUGAUCCGAGUGAAGUGUUAGCCCAUUUUGGGAAGGUUGAGGUCGAGCGGAUGUAUUUCAAAUGCAUGAAACCGGAGACCGAUAUAUCAAAUGUUGUCAUUGAUUGCUUUGCUCAAAUCAUGAAUUUUCGAGAGAAGAAGCGCAACGGCAUUGGAAGUAAGAGAACUUGGUUUAUGCCCACCGGAAUUUCGGUAUGA
Molecule: messenger RNA, 729 nt
Organism: Cannabis sativa
Lineage: Eukaryota; Viridiplantae; Streptophyta; Magnoliopsida; Rosales; Cannabaceae
Exons: 3
Coding region: 22-729 (235 amino acids)
Source: RefSeq, a predicted model, not a curated record